AAACAAAGGAAAGGCCCAACCAAAAAGCCUCCAACCUUCUCCACGAACAGAUUCGAAACACCCCGCAGUCACCUCCGUCGGCUCUCGGCUGGUCUGGUUCCCAACCCCAACCACCAGGCACCAGCAGCCUCGGCAGGAUGGCUAGCCCGCAGUGCUGCGCGGACCCGCCGACGCUCAACCCCGCCGGCGGGGAGGGCAGGGUCGUCGACAGCUUCGGCGGGAUCACGGCGUACGUCGCCGGCGCCCGAGAGUCCAAGGCCGCUGUCGUCCUCAUCUCCGAUAUCUUCGGGUUUGAAGCACCGAAUCUGAGGGGUUUGCGCACUUUUCCCCACAAGACUCGAUCGCCUCCGUUUUAUUUCUCGCACUGCAUGGUGUUUGAGAAACGGAUGACCGAGACACAAUCUUUCAGAAGCAAUCACUCUUUACUCUGGAUGGACCGGAAGAUAGCCGAUAAAGUUGCUUCGUCUGGAUAUUUUGUUGUGGUGCCAGAUUUCUUACAUGGGGAUCCAUAUGUACCUGAAAACGCUGACAGGCCAAUACAAGUGUGGUUAAAAGAACAUGCUCCGGGAAAAGCAUUUGAAGAGGCAAAACCUGUUAUUGCUGCUCUAAAAGAACAAGGAGUAUCUACUGUUGGGGCUGCAGGUUAUUGUUGGGGUGCAAAGGGAGUUGCAGAGUUAGCGAAAGCUAAUGAGAUACAGGCAGCUGUUAUGUCACACCCUUCUUUUGUUACUGUUGACGAUAUCAAAGAGGUGAAAUGCCCCAUCGCUAUACUUGGAGCUGAAACUGACAAAACAUCCCCACCAGAAUUGGUCAAGCAGUUCGAGCAGGUUCUAUCCUCUUCUAACUCUGGGAUUGCUCACUUUGUCAAGAUUUUCCCUGGGGUUUCUCAUGGAUGGACUGUGAGAUACAAAAGUGAAGACGCAGGUGCUGUGAAGAGUGCUGAGGAAGCCCUGUCAGACAUGAUCGACUGGUUUAACAAGAACCUAAAGUGAACCUGAAUUAGCGGUCCUUUUUUCUUAAUAGGCCAGUGUCACUCUUCACCAGUCAUCAUGCAAUCAUCCAGGGUUUAUGUUAUGGUCCGCAUCGUUGGUCGUCUGCAGGUGUCUGUCCUGUGCAGUAUGUAUUGUGUGCUUGCUCAUAUCAGUCUCUGCUUGUGCUGAACACAUUACUAUAAUACUAUAGCACUGAAAUAAAAUGCGAUAUUUGUAGUUUUGAGAGUU
Molecule: messenger RNA, 1220 nt
Organism: Triticum aestivum (bread wheat)
Lineage: Eukaryota; Viridiplantae; Streptophyta; Magnoliopsida; Poales; Poaceae
Product: endo-1,3;1,4-beta-D-glucanase
Exons: 8
Coding region: 138-992 (284 amino acids)
Molecular function (GO): hydrolase activity
Source: RefSeq, a predicted model, not a curated record